GAUAACAGGCCCACGCCCUACUGAAAACUGAGAGGCCAGGCCCCCAACCUUUGUCAGGCCUGCCUGUGCUGUGUCUUAUCUGUUAUCGCCCACCAUGCGCCUUCCCAGCUUCCUCCUGCCUGCUAGCUAGCUCUUGCCCUCACCAAUCUGACCUUGACCCGAGCAGAUAACGAGUACUUAGGCAGGGAGUCCCAAUCCUGGCCACGUCCAGAAACGACAGCAUCAUGGUCUCUUGCAGACACAGACGAGACGGCAUACCAGUCGGCAAUUGUCCUCCUGCCCGCCCUCCUCGACUCCAAGGGACGAACACGACCAUGACCGUCUUUCUUGCGCGAGGCCAAGCUGUGUGGAGCUGCACGCUGGCACGCAGGCACGCAGGCAGAGUCAGGACAGCCCUCUGUUGCUUACCAAAUCCCGCCUCUUGAUUGACUGGCCAGAGACUCACGCAGGCUAGGUCAUGCACGCCUCAGGAGAUCAUCAAUACUCCAUACUUGGCCUCGUCAACCCCAGAUUUGCAAGACAGGCACCGGCAGUGGGCCUCCAAGGCGUGUGACCCCAGCAUAUCAUCCGAGCACCUCCAUCUUGACAAACCCUCCCACAACCAUGGCCUGAGGCCUGCGUGGGCUGAGGUCUGUAUCACCGGAGGCAGGUGACGUGUUUGGGAAUGCACUUCAUUUCGAGAGACAGACAUGGUGGUACCCGGUGGGGUUGCUUUUGCCGUCCCCUGACCUGCAACGCGACGCUGUCGCCCACGGGACUAGGGGACUACGGGACAGCUCCUCUGCCUCGCCUGCCUCGUUCGUCCCAUGUACUGGGCAUACCGAGACCCAGACCUUCCGUCGCAUCCAUCUCACCCAUCUCAUCUAUCUCAUCGCUGCCUACCUGGAACCGACGGCACGCAUGUCUCUCCCACAGCAUACCACUCCCGCUUGAACUCUCCGCGAGCAGUCUCGGCCGUCAUCAGAGGCCACUUCUUCCAACCCAAAAGACGCGUCAAAGACGUUUUGACCCAUCACCCCCCUCCAACCAUCUGCUACGCUGCCCGGAGGAACGUCCAAACCCCUGCUCACUUUUGCUCUAGUUCAGCGAAUUGCCAACCAACCUGCCGUGUAUCCUUGCUCCCAGGAACCGCCUUGGCUCUGCACGGCUCGAUUCCCCACAGAAGCUGCUCGAGAACCAAGAUGGGUUGGAUGGGCGCACUCGGACAUCUCUAGGACCCGGCCAGGGGCUCACUCGUUCAUUUCAAGACCAUGCCACGCCCAAAGUUUCCACAUCGGCCUGGGUUGGACAGAUGCCGUCGUUAUUAUGGAAACCUCCUGGCCCCUGUUGUCUGCGCGUUACCGCGACUCUUGACUCUCAAAACCCCUCACUACUCAUCAUCAUGCAGCAUCUCGCACGUACGUUUGCCCAAAGCAACAUGCCAAUUUAAGCCAGCAGUGCCUAGUCUCGGCAACGGGCGCCUCCACACUCCCCAACCGGUGCCGAUCUCCCAUGAUCACACUGGACGGUUGCAUUGGAGCCGGGGCUUGUUCUACUAGUUAAACAUCACGACAAAUGCCUUGCAGCACCCACAUCCGCUGCAUAUGCUUGGCCGACUCGCCCGCACAAUCUCCAAGUCUUUCUGGGUCUAUCUGACAACCACCGUGCUAGUGCUCAUCACCUGGCGAGCCCACGGUACCAUUCAACGCUCGUGACGAGGUGGGAGUGUGCCAUCCCGCAAGGCUCGCCAGGGCACAGUCAAUGUUGCGGCUGUCCCAGCGUCAAAGCUCCUUCGACUUCUCUCUGAUCCUUGGAAGGCUUGAUGCCCAAGGCUCAUUGGCCGGUCCUGAGCGUGUACUUAUUUCAACCAUCCUCUGUACAUGUCGUUAGGAUGCCCCCUGACCGCCUACAGGCAACCUGGUAACGCGUGCCCUCCUUGGUCCUGCAAGUGCACAGGGCUAGAGCCGAGCCCGGGGACAUUAGAGAACAAGGUUCAUGGUGCCUGUUCGCCCAUACGGCAUCCGUACAUGCAGUCUAAUUAAGUUUCUCGUGCUUGGGAUCUGCAUACUCCCUGAACAAAGAUUCCGGAUUUAAAAGUCGUUAACAAUCCCAUGAAUACGGCCAGCGUUGCGGUGCUUCGCUCUUCUCUUCUCAGCGCUGCCUCUCAUUGACUUGGUAGUCUCCCCUCGUUGCUGGUCUCUACUAGUCAGUCAUUGUGUCUGUCUGUUUCGCCAUGCAUUCCCUAGACUGUAUUCUCGCCGUGUUGGCGACGGCGUCCCAGGUAGCUGCGGUCCCUCGCGUCUCCCAAGUUCGUGCUAGCCCGGUUCAGAGGUACCUUGGCCCGCCAACGUCAUAUGUUUACAAUCAAACGCGCGCCGAUGCUGUGAAGCAGACAUUCCAGAUCUCCUGGGACGGGUAUUACAAAUAUGCCUUCCCUGGUGACUCUUUGCUGCCUGUCUCGAACUCGUUCGCGAACGAUCGCAAUGGAUGGGGUGCAAGCGCCAUUGAUGCGCUCAGUACUGCACUGAUUCAGGGCAAUACAGAGGUCGUCAACCAGAUCCUGGAUUUUGUUCCGACCAUCGACUUCAGCGUCAGCUUCAACGACACUGAGGUGUCUCUGUUUGAGACGACUAUUCGGUAUCUUGGUGGUCUUCUAUCUGGCUAUGACCUCCUCAAGGGGCCAUACUCAACCUUCGUCAACGACUCGAGCAAAGUUGAGCCUCUGUUGGAGCAGGCCAAGAAGCUGGCUGAUAACCUCAAGUUCACCUUUGACACGCCUACCGGCAUCCCGGACAACAGCGUCUUCCUUGACCCUCCCAGAAUUGGCAAUUCGACCUCCAACGGUGUUGCUACCACCGGCACCCUUAUUCUGGAAUGGCAGCGACUUUCAGACCUGACGGGUGACCCCUCGUAUGGCGAGCUCGUCAAGAAGGCAGAGUCGUACCUGAUCAACCCGCUGAACCCGGAGCUGGGUGAGCCGUUCCCUGGGCUCAUUGGCACCGAUAUUUCGAUCAGCAACGGCUCGUUUCUGGACUCGAGGGGAGGCUGGACCGGAGGUACCGACAGCUACUACGAGUACCUGAUCAAGAUGUACUUGUACGACCCGGAAACAUUUGAGGAGUACAAGGACAAAUGGGUCGAGGCCGUGGACAGCAGCAUCGAGUACCUGGCGAGCCACCCGACCAGUAGGCCCGACCUCACCUUUUUGAGCUACUACCGUAACAACACCGAGACAGGCAUUGUCUACCUUUCGCAGCAUCUCGCUUGCUUCGACGGCGGCAACUUCAUCCUCGGCGGGCUGACGCUCGACGAGCCGUCAUACAUCGACUUUGGCCUGGAGCUCGUGGCGGGCUGCCGCGACACGUACACGCAGACGGCAACCAAGAUCGGUCCCGAGGUGUUCCGGUGGCUGGGUGAGAACUCACCGCCCAAUGCGACCGUGCCGGCGGGCGACGAGGCCUUUUACGAGCGUGCGGGCUACUGGAUCGACAGUGCCAACUACGUCCUGCGGCCCGAGGUCAUAGAGAGCUACUACUACGCGUACCGCGCCACCGGCGACACCAAGUACCAGGACUGGGCGUGGGAGGCGUACCUCGCCAUCAACGAGACGUGCCGCGCCGGCAGUGGGUACAGCGCCAUCAACGACGUCAACGCUCCCGGCGGUGGUGGCUUCUCCGACUUCCAGGAGAGCUUCUGGUUCGCCGAGGUGCUCAAGUAUAGCUACUUGAUUCAUGCUGAGGAUGCUCCGUUCCAGGUCAAGGCGGACCACACGAAUGAGUAUGUUUUCAACACGGAGGCUCAUCCUGUGCGGAUCCCUGGCGGGGAGCAGACGGCGCGCUAGACUUUUCCAGCGGCGGGGAUAUAUGUCUUGCACCACCAUUUCUAAUUCAUAUGCAUGCAUACAUACACAUGUGAGAGGGUAUACAUAUUUGCAUAGAUGGAUGUAUGUGUAGAUGCUACUGUCUAAUUUACUGAUUCACAAG
Molecule: messenger RNA, 3962 nt
Organism: Diaporthe batatas
Lineage: Eukaryota; Fungi; Ascomycota; Sordariomycetes; Diaporthales; Diaporthaceae
Exons: 5
Coding region: 2213-3820 (535 amino acids)
Biological process (GO): N-glycan processing; carbohydrate metabolic process
Cellular component (GO): Golgi membrane; endoplasmic reticulum
Molecular function (GO): calcium ion binding; mannosyl-oligosaccharide 1,2-alpha-mannosidase activity
Source: RefSeq, a predicted model, not a curated record